AUGUUAAAAAAGCAGUCUCGGGAGUGGAUUGUCGACACAAUAUGGGGUAAAGUUGCAAUGGUGUCAUGGGGGGACCCUCGAAACCCGCCAGUGUUGAUGCUGCAUGGAUACUUGGACACAGCGGCUACCUUCAUACCAUUGCUUGAGCAUCUACCAGACUUAUAUUACUAUGUCGGCUUUGACAAUCCAGGUCACGGCAAAUCCGAUCCCUAUCCGAUUGGGCCUAUGGUCACCCAGGUCACCCUCAUCGAAGUGAUUCAUAGAGUUGUCACACACAUGGGCUGGGACAAGUUUAUGGUGCUGGGGCAUUCUAUGGCUUUCAUAAACGCAAUAUUCUACCACAACGUGUAUCCGGGGAAGAUCACUAGUAUGGUGAACAUAGAUGCCUUACCGGCUAUCUCUAAUUAUUACGCUAUUCAGGACGAACCUCAUUUUUGGUAUUACUACUUCUACGAGUCGUGCUACGAUGAGUAUACAAAGAACUUCGAGGACUCCCCACUUUACACACGCGAGCAAGCAUUGAAGCUGUUGAUGAACAGCCGUGAUAUAUCAAGGGAACAGGCCGAGGUGAUAUCUGUGAGAGGACUGGAACAUAUCAAAGAAGAUUUAUAUAGAUUCACCCGCCAAUUAAUGAUGCGGAAACUUGGACAAUUCCCAGUAUUACAAGAUAUGCUCAAGUCUGUCAUUACCAAAAACCCGCCACGUAUGCUGCACUUGAUUGCUUUUCGUCGAUCAGAUAGAAUAGGACGAGCACAUUCGGCUGACAUAAUGGAGGAAUUGGCAAAAGACAGCCGACAUUCCAUAGUGAUUGUGGACGGAGCCCAUGAUGUACACAUCACUAAUCCUGAAGCACUAGCACCAUAUAUUGUUGAAUUUCUCAGCGAUGACGAACUAAAUAAAUAUAAAUCUAAAUUAUGA
Diatraea saccharalis (sugarcane borer) is the source of this 918-nucleotide messenger RNA. The record is from the annotation of a GenBank genome assembly. Lineage: Eukaryota; Metazoa; Arthropoda; Insecta; Lepidoptera; Crambidae.